CAUCCACGAAAGAUUUUCUUUUUCAAUACAUGCAUGACCCUCUCCUUCCACCGACAGUUAUUCUGAAUAAUUAAACCAAGAAAUGUCUUUCUCUGAUGAAUCUUACACUGAUUUUCGUCACGUUCUUCUUUCGAUCGAGCUUUCCUCGAAUAUUAUUGUAUUAUAUUCCAUGAUGUAGGAACUUUUGAGCACGUGGAGGUUCUUUCUUCUCCCUCAGGUUUCCUCCAGUUCAAGCGAAGGACCUCUUCAGACUUGGAUUCUGUUCUGAGAUUACUUAGCCAAAUCAUCGUUUCAUUGUUUAAAGGCCUUGGCUUGGAGAAUAAUCCAGAUGAAAUCUACGAUUAACGGAAUGUUUUCUCGGUCCAAAAAGAGUAACGUCGGCGAUGAGAUAAACCGCUUAAAGCCGGCUGAAUGGGAAUUAAGGCCUGGAGGAAUGUUGGUCCAGAAACGUAAUUCAGAUGAGAACCAAAACCCCGUUUCAGGUUCCACUUCCUCCAUUAAAAUCAGAGUGAAGUUUGGCUCAACCUAUCAAGAAAUUCGGAUAAGUUCUCAAGCAAGUUUUGGGGAAUUGAAGAAAAUGUUGGCAGAGCCAACGGGAUUGCAUCCCCAGGAUCAAAAGAUAUUCUUCAAGAGAAAGGAGAGAGAUUCUAAAUCAUAUCUGGACGAAGUGAAAGUAAAAGAUGGAUCAAAAAUGGAGGUUGUUGAGGACAUUGAGAGCAGAGAGCGGAGGGCGCUGGAGACGUUAAAACUCUCAAAGAAGAACAAGAGUUCAAAAGCCUUGAACGAAAUCAUACUGGACAUUGACAAAUACGCCAGAGAGGUUUCAGCUUUGGAAGCAUCAUCUUCUAAAGGUGAGAUUAUAGCAGAGAUGGAUGUGGACAACUUGAUCGACAGUUUGAUGAGAAUAUUGAUAAAAUUGGAUGAAGUUGUAGCAGCUGAAGGAGAUCUGAAAUUGCAGAGAAAAGAACAGGUUGGGAGAGUUCAGAAGCAGAUUGAAAGUCUUGAUAAGCUGAAGGAGCCACCAAAUUACAGUAAGUUGCAGAAGCAGCCAUUGAAACAUUCAGAGUCAUUCAUAGUGACAACAAAAUGGGAAACUUUUGAUUAAGCAGCCACAUGAAACGUGGAAUAUAUUAGCCAAUUUGCUGUUUCUUUUUGUUAUUGUUACACAUUUGUGAUAUUAAAAUUCUUUCUUCUUCAUGAUAAGAUUAAAUCUCCGUUGUGUUGAAACUGUGGUGGAGGAUUGCUUGCUAGUUGUUGAGUUAUAAAUUUGAAAUAGCAGAGUUUUGGGGUUAGGAAGCUGUACGGAAUUUGAAGUGACAACAUCAACGUGUCAACAUCUGUCGGCGUGUUGGUGCUUAGCUGUGACCACUGAAUCUUUUUUC
This is a messenger RNA of Neltuma alba, 1382 nucleotides long. Its product is annotated as BAG family molecular chaperone regulator 1. Bases 329 to 1105 code for a protein of 258 amino acids. Gene Ontology annotation, biological process: protein stabilization. Lineage: Eukaryota; Viridiplantae; Streptophyta; Magnoliopsida; Fabales; Fabaceae. Gene Ontology annotation, cellular component: cytoplasm. The transcript is spliced from 4 exons. The record is from RefSeq and is a predicted model, not a curated record. Gene Ontology annotation, molecular function: protein-folding chaperone binding; adenyl-nucleotide exchange factor activity.